This is a messenger RNA of Leptosomus discolor (cuckoo roller), 961 nucleotides long. NCBI's taxonomy places the organism in Eukaryota, Metazoa, Chordata, Aves, Leptosomiformes, Leptosomidae. The record is from RefSeq and is a predicted model, not a curated record.
AUGAUAUGGCGAUGCAGUGCUGGUGCUGAAUUGUUCUCUCUGAUGGCUCUAUGGGAGUGGAUAGCACUGAGUCUUCAUUGCUGGGUUUUAGCAGUUGCUGCUGUUUCGGAUCAGCAUGCCACAAGCCCCUUCGACUGGCUCCUCUCUGAUAAGGGACCCUUCCAUCGCUCACAGGAAUACACAGAUUUUGUGGACAGAAGUCGACAGGGAUUUAGCACAAGAUACAAGAUUUACAGAGAGUUUGGCCGCUGGAAAGUAAACAAUCUUGCUGUUGAAAGAAGAAAUUUCCUUGGCUCCCCAUUGCCACUUGCCCCUGAAUUCUUCCGUAACAUAAGGCUACUUGGACGCCGACCAACACUUCAACAGAUCACAGAUAACCUUAUCAAGAAAUAUGGGACACAUUUCCUACUAUCAGCUACCUUGGGAGGUGAGGAGUCACUUACAAUUUUUGUGGACAAACGGAAGCUGAGCAAGAGGUCAGAAGGAAGUGAUCCCAGCACGAACAGCUCUGUGGUGACCCUGGAGACCCUGCACCAGCUCGCAGCCUCCUACUUCAUUGACAGGGACAGCACACUGCGCAGACUCCACCACAUACAGAUUGCCUCCACUGCCAUAAAGGUAACAGAAACGCGGACUGGUCCUCUUGGCUGCAGUAACUAUGACAACCUAGAUUCUGUCAGCUCUGUUCUGGUUCAGAGUCCUGAGAAUAAGAUUCAGUUGCAAGGUCUUCAGGUCAUCCUGCCUGAGUAUCUGCAAGAACAUUUUGUCCAAGCAGCUCUGAGUUAUAUUGCCUGUAAUUCAGAGGGGGAGUUCAUCUGCAAGGACAAUGACUGCUGGUGUCAGUGUGGUCCCAAAUUCCCAGAGUGCAACUGUCCCUACAUGGACAUUCAAGCCAUGGAAGAAAAUCUCCUCCGCAUAAGUGAGACUUGGAAUGCAUAUAACAGUGAAUUUGAAGAAUCUG